CAAGUUUCCUGCUCAGUUCUGUUAAGGCUUUGCUGGGAUGAGGAGUGAAUGCUCUCCCUACUGCAAGGAGCUUGAACUCCAAGAGACCCCCUGGUAGCAGGAUCUAAGACCCCCAGCAUCAGCACCAGAACCCACCCCUUGGAUCAAGCAGAAGAACCUUUUUGGAUUGUGCUGGAUCUACCAAACCCUGGAUUUUACUCAUCAAGGCACCACCCUGCCCAUUACAUCCCACCUGGAGCCCCUACAAUCUCUGGAUAUACCCCUUUACUUGGAGCUCAGGGGGGGACCUUUCACCCCUUCCUCCAUCCCCAUCAUUAUUACUUUGGGCGUUCAUGUAAAGUGGAGGUGAGCUAUGCUUUUGGGAAGCCAGGAAUCCGUUAAAUUAAGGUGCCGUUUGCUAUCAUGACUGAUGGCGAGAGAAGAGAACCUUUCCAGCCGCUGGCCGGAGAUGAUAUCAGGGUUCCUAUACCCCCCAUGCCACCGGCGGGGGAUCCCGGAGAAGAAGAGGAUGGGGGAAGUGCAGAAAAAUCAGCUCUGGGAAGUUUGGGCUCAGGGGAAUCUUCAAGCAGAAGUCGGGAACAAGGUCAGGGCUCUGAGGAAGGUGAACAGGUCCCGUACCCAGCGUUGGCUCCCACUGUAUUCUUCUGUCUUAAACAAACCACCCGUCCACGCAGCUGGUGUCUUCGACUGGUCUGUAACCCGUGGUUUGAGCACGUCAGCAUGCUGGUCAUUUUGCUGAACUGUGUCACCCUCGGGAUGUUCCAGCCCUGUGAAGACGUGGAGUGUUUGUCAGAGAGAUGCACAAUCCUUGAGGCAUUCGAUGGCUUCAUCUUCGCUUUCUUUGCGGUGGAAAUGGUCAUUAAGAUGAUAGCAUUGGGCAUCUUCGGGCAGAAGUGUUACCUGGGAGACACGUGGAACAGACUGGAUUUUUUUAUCGUCAUGGCUGGGAUGAUGGAAUACUCUCUGGACGGACACAACGUCAGCCUGUCUGCCAUCCGCACUGUCCGAGUUUUACGGCCGCUAAGAGCCAUUAAUAGAGUCCCAAGUAUGAGAAUACUGGUGACCCUGCUGUUAGAUACUCUGCCUAUGUUAGGCAACGUCCUUCUCUUGUGUUUCUUUGUGUUUUUCAUCUUCGGGAUUGUCGGCGUCCAGCUCUGGGCGGGGUUACUCCGAAACCGGUGUUUCAUUGACCAAGAUUUCGCAAAACUCUCGGAAAAGCUGGGCGACCACCCUGGUGGUCAUAUUGGUUGUCGCUAA
Messenger RNA from Bufo gargarizans (Asiatic toad), 1257 nucleotides. Its product is annotated as voltage-dependent T-type calcium channel subunit alpha-1H-like. The record is from RefSeq and is a predicted model, not a curated record. Gene Ontology annotation, cellular component: voltage-gated sodium channel complex; voltage-gated calcium channel complex; neuron projection. NCBI's taxonomy places the organism in Eukaryota, Metazoa, Chordata, Amphibia, Anura, Bufonidae. The transcript is spliced from 7 exons. The coding region runs from base 403 to 1257 and encodes 284 amino acids. Gene Ontology annotation, biological process: sodium ion transmembrane transport; calcium ion import; positive regulation of calcium ion-dependent exocytosis. Gene Ontology annotation, molecular function: low voltage-gated calcium channel activity; voltage-gated sodium channel activity.